Molecule: messenger RNA, 1377 nt
Organism: Stegastes partitus (bicolor damselfish)
Lineage: Eukaryota; Metazoa; Chordata; Actinopteri; Pomacentridae
Gene: tmem119a
Product: transmembrane protein 119a
Exons: 1
Coding region: 1-1377 (458 amino acids)
Biological process (GO): neuron projection regeneration
Molecular function (GO): protein binding
Source: RefSeq, a predicted model, not a curated record
AUGCUUUGGUGCAGAUGGACUGUCCUACUAGUUCUCUGCAUCUGUCCUCUAGCCCGCCUCACGUCGUCUCCCUGUCCUCCUGGCUGCUGCUGCCUUCGACCAGGAUUCUUGGUCUUAUGCGAGUCACUGGGUCUGAGGUCCCUCCCUCGCUCCGUCCCUCUCACCACCUCGGUUCUGUCCGUGGCCAGGAACCAGCUCUGUAACGUGGACCACCUGCUCUGGCCCUUCUCCGGCCUGCAGGAGCUCAGCCUCAGUCAGAACCUGCUGGCCCGCUUCCCUCGAGGCCUUCCUCCCAGCCUGGAGUCGCUGCUGCUGCAAGAGAACCGCAUCACCUACAUCACCUCGGGCGCCCUGAGGCAGCUGGGGAACCUCACUCGCCUGGAUUUAGAGGACAACCGCAUCCGUGCCAUCCAGCCGGGGGCCCUCCGGGGUCUGAACAAGCUGCAGGUCUUGAGGCUAAAAGGGAACAAGCUUACAAACCUCCCAGUCAACCUCCCCCCAUCACUGACCUAUUUAGAUCUCUCCGAAAACUGCAUCUCUGCCCUGGACUUGCCCUCGCUGUCCUCCCUGGUCAACCUGCAGGUGCUGAAGAUCAACAGCAACUGCCUGCGCUCGGUCCCAGAGAGCGCCUUCGACAGCCUGCCGCGCCUCAGAUCUGUGGACCUCACCGACAACCUGUGGGCGUGCGAGUGUGACAUUUUGUACCUGUACCGCUGGCUGCUGAGCGGUAGACUGAAGAUGGCCACGGACCUCGUGUGCACAGAGCCCGUCCACCUCGCUCAGCGUCUGCUUCUGAACCUCUCCGUCAUGGCUAUCUGUCCUCGAGUCCUGACGCCAAACGAUCUUUACUCUGCACUGGAGAGAAAGCUGGCGGUGAAGCCAACGGCACAAAGCUCAUACGGGGAUUUGGGAGACUUGUUGCAGAAAAUAUCCAGACAAACCACUGUCGGGUUGGUCUCUGAAGUUCAAGAUUUCCCCAAAACUCGUCUCCUACACUACUCAUUAGAGACCCUUACCUACGAGGAGUGUUUAUCCCUGAAUAAAACUCAGUCAGUUAGUCCAGCACAUUUAAAAACGACCACUUCUCUCCCUGAGGAGGAUCAGAAGUGCAGAGAAAACAUCACAGCUCGGUACGCUCAGAGCAACACAACCUCUGCUGAAGGGACACGAUCUUUGCUUUCCACCAACAGAGAUGGACUCUUGUCUACUCUCAACCCACAACCACUCAGUCAGCAGGACUCUGCGGUGAUCAUCGCUCUGCUCACAGCGUUGUGUGUUUUAGUAGCUCUCUUGAUGGCGGCAGUGUUAGUUGUGCUGAAAAAGGUACUUUUGCGCCAGCAGAGGGUGGCUCCCCUUGAAGUAGGAUCUGGUAGAUAA